Molecule: messenger RNA, 1749 nt
Organism: Pichia kudriavzevii
Lineage: Eukaryota; Fungi; Ascomycota; Pichiomycetes; Pichiales; Pichiaceae
Exons: 1
Coding region: 1-1749 (582 amino acids)
Cellular component (GO): membrane
Source: RefSeq, a predicted model, not a curated record
AUGUGUACUCUCUUUUACUUCAACCUGUUUUUUUUUUUCCUUUCCUUUCCAUUCCAAUACUAUAUAGUCUUGCUUCUACCUCCUUCCCCUUCUUUUUUCCGACUCUCAUCUCUUGCACUCUUUUCUAAUUCCAUAUACAUCCAAUAUUCGAAAAUGUCGACAAUUAUCGUCAUUUGCUCAAUUGUCACAUUGUGCGUAUCAUACGCAAUUCUAAGAUCUUUGACAGAUACCUCGAGAUUGUCGGUACCACUAUCUAUAACGUUGAUAGUAUCGUUGUUCUUACCACUUUCGGUGACGUUCCUCAUUCCAAUCGACAUCAACCACUCGAUACCCAUACUAUGGAGGGCCAAUUAUUGGACCACCUUUAUGUUGACGUGGUUCAUCUUGCCAUUCUGGCAGUAUUACCUCACUUCCGGUGAGUUCAAUACGGUGUUGCGUGUCAAGUCGUCACUCCUUCAACUUUGUAAGUUCCUUGGCUUGUUGAUCAUUCUCUCCAUAGUCGGUCUCUUUUGGUUGAUUAUUAGGGGGAUGUUUCAGCUCAGCUACAUUAGUGCCACAAUUGUCACUGCAUCCCACUGCUAUUCGCUUCUAAUGGUUGUUUGGUUGAUGAUGCAUGGAUUGAUCCAUAUUCCAAAGAGAUUUUUCACAUGGUCGUAUCCGGGUAAAUUGGAGCUCUUAUAUAGGAAGGUAAAUACCCUAGAGACUGAACGUAAUGAUGCACUAUUUGAAUAUAAGGAGAUUUGUGGAUAUAUCAAUGGAUUGGAAGUUGGAAACGAUGUUGAGCGUCGUGAUGCAGUAUUGAAAUUGAAGUCAAAAGUCCCUCCUGAAUUUGAGCAUAUUAGGGACGUUACGUUCCACGAAGAACUGACCCUUGUUAAGGCACACGAAUUGAUCAAGAAGGCAGAAUGGAAUUAUCUACAUAAUGACACCGUGUUCAGAGACACAUUGGCAGAUAUACAGUAUUAUGAGAAGGCAGUGAUGGAUGAAGGAAUCUUCUACAAGUAUAUCAUGCCUUCGUUCAAUAGUAUUCUAUUUGUUUUAUUCACCGUCAUUGCAUUUAUUGUCUUGGAGAGCGAAAUCAUGCAUGGCACUCGGUUCUCUAUACUAGGUUGGAUAAUCUAUGGUCAAUAUACAGCUAUAAUUAUGUCAUUUGUUUUGGUGCUGAUGAUGAUCUGCUCAUUGAAAACACUUUCAUUGAUCAAGCUAUUUGAUAUUUACAGGGUUGAAUUUAAUGGCAAGAGUGAUCCAGUUAGUACUAUUUUUUUCAUAAGUUAUGCAUGUCGCUUAACAAUACCGUUGGGUUAUAAUUUCAUGAUCAUGUUGAAUGAAAAAGUAGUUGGCGACUCCUCAUUCUUGGCAUUUGUCAAUGGGAACUUGAAACUGAUACCUAUUGGUGUUAUUUUAAAUGAUAUAAUCCCAAGGUUGUCUAUUGUUCCUGUUUUAUUGUCAAUAUUUGGUAUUUGGGGGAAGUUGAAGAGAUGGAUGGAUGGGUGGAUCGACAUUGAUUUGGACAUUGGAAACGAUGAUGGGAUCGGCGGUGUUCAAUCAGGUAAGGUAAUUGCACAUAGAUAUAUAAAUGACGGAUUCCUCAACGAUGAAAAUACAAAGUUAUCCAUAUGGAGACAGAUAACAUUUACCCUACAAAAUGGUGUGUAUAGGUUGAGAAACAUGUUGGUGAGAAACAGAGGUACCCAAUUAGAACUCGACCUUGACUAUGAUGAUUACGACCUAGAUAACAGGAUUGUGUAG